UAGCAAGUUUUUUUAGGUGAAAUAGUUAAUUCAAAGGCGGCUACAAAUUUAAGACUCAACCAAUCUAUCUUCCUUUUCUGCAUGUGGGGUUUGUUUAAAUUUGAGUCUUUUGUGGUUUAGUGUUAAUGGGAGUUUAAAGAGGGAUUAAGGGUAUUGAAAUUUUGGUGUUUUGGCUCGAGGGUCGAGGUGGGGGUGGGAGUAAAAGCAAAAUCAAGAUUAUGCUCUGUUAGUGUUUUUUUUUUCUUUUGUUUCUUUCUGUUUGUAUUGGAGUUUAGGAUGCUUCUUCACUGGAAAUAUUCUUUUUGAGUGAUAAAAAUGGAAUCUUUACUUGUUUUAUCUCUUGUAUCUGUGAAUUUCAGUUAACCCCAGAAGUUGGAAGUUUGGUUUCUUGGGUUAGUUUGUUGUUUGCUGUGUUGUAUGACUGUUUAUUUGUAAUAAAGUUUGAGUCUUUAAGCAGAAAUUUUGGUUUUCUUGGGUUAGUUUGUUGUGUGAUUGUGUGUAUGACUGUUGUAUUGUACUAAAGUUUGAGUCUUUAAGCAGAGCUUUGGGUUUUCUUGGCUUAGUUAGUUAGGUGUGUUGUAUUUGUACUGAAGUUUGAGUUUUUAAGCAGAGAUUUUGGUUUUUUUGGGUUAGUUUUCAGUUGUGUGAUUGUGUACUGUUGUAUUGUACUAAAAGUUGGAGUUUUUAAGCAGAGAUUUUGGUUUUUCUUAAGGAAAAAAAUAGAGAUGAAGUUCAUGAAGUUGGGAUCAAAACCAGAUACAUUUCAAGAUCAAGGAAAAAGUAUAAGGUACGUGUCGUCUGAGCUGGCAACAGAUGUUACCAUCAUUGUUGGUGAAGUAAUAUUUUAUCUUCACAAGUUUCCUCUGUUGUCCAUGAGCAACAGGCUGCAAAAGCUUGUUUCAAAAGCAAAUGAAGAGAAUUCUGAUGUAAUUCAGUUAGUUGAUUUUCCUGGUGGACCUAAAGCUUUUGAGAUUUGCGCCAAAUUUUGCUAUGGAAUGACAGUGACCCUCAAUCCAUACAAUGUUGUUGCUGCACGUUGUGCAGCUGAGUACCUUGAGAUGACGGAAAAAGUUGAUCGAGGAAACCUUGUCUUCAAAAUUGAGGUAUUCCUCAAUUCCAGUGUUUUCCGCAGCUGGAAAGAUUCAAUUAUUGUUCUACAAACCACCAAGUCUCUUCAACCAUGGUCUGAAGAUCUGAAGGUGGUAGGUAGAUGUAUAGAUUCUAUUGCAUCCAAAACGUCAAUGGAUCCUUCGAGUAUUACAUGGUCCUACACGUACAACAGAAAAGUGGCAGUCUCAGAUAAGAUCACAGAAGUUGGGAUGAAAUUCCCUGGAAAACUUGAAUCCGUGCCCAAGGAUUGGUGGGUAGAAGAUAUAUGUGAACUUGAGAUAGAUCUUUACAAACGAGUUAUGGUUGCCGUUAAAUCCAAAGGAAGAAUGGAUGGUAGUGUUAUUGGCGAGGCACUAAGAACUUAUGCAAUGAGAUGGCUGCCUGAUUCUAUUGAGGCUUUGGUAUCUGAAGCUCACAGCAUAAGAAACAAGUCGUUGUUAGAAACUAUAAUCUGCUUAUUGCCUUCUGACAAAGGUGUUACUUGUUCGUGUAGUUUCUUGCUUAAGUUACUGAAAGUCGCUAUUCUUGUGGGAGCAGAUGAUUCAUCAAGGGAUGAACUUGUAAAAGGUAUCAGCUUAAAGCUGGAUGAGGCUUCCGUCAAUGAUAUUUUGAUUCCAGCAAGGUCUCCCCAAACUACUGUUUAUGAUAUUGAACUAGUGAAGUGCCUUGUGAAUCGAUUCAUGGCUCGUGAAAGAAGUAGUAGGGAUAGGAACAUUCCCCCGAAGAGCACCAAUGAUUUCAUCUUGGGGCAUGCAUCAUGGUUGAAAGUCGGUAAAUUAAUUGAUGGUUAUCUUGCAGAAAUUGCUCGUGAUCCAAACGUCAGUCUCUCUAUUUUCAUUGAACUGUUGCAAUCAAUUCCAGACUCAGCAAGACCAAUCCAUGAUGCAUUAUAUGAGGCAAUCGAUAUCUAUCUGCAGGAACACUCAAGCUUGACAAAAGCUGAGAAAAAACAUUUAUGUAGUCUCAUGGAUGUUAGGAAAUUAACAAUGGAUGCAUCUAUGCAUGCUGCACAAAAUGAACGUCUGCCUCUCCGGACAGUCGUUCAAGUCCUGUUCUUUGAACAAAUUAGAGCAGCUGCUGGAGUUCAGACCUUAAAUCACAGAAAUACUGAUGCUGUAGAUUUCACUAGGAUGACUGAAAAGGAAUAUUGGCAGAAAACAUUACCAGAGAAGCAAAAUGUAUCGAAGCCAUCGAGUGAAAUAAAGAUAAAAGGUGAAGAUCCACAGAAGAACAUGAAGUUGGUAAAGAAAGGAAGCAAGAACAGAAGUAGUGGACCACAGUUGAUGCCAUCAAGAUCAAGGAGAAUAUUUGACAAGCUGUUCAUUGGUAAGGUGUCUGGUAAUGGCGAAAAUCGGAGCUCUGAGACAUCUGGUAGUUCUCAAAGUCCAACUUUAAGGAUUAUUCAAGGAGAAAUGAAGUCAUCUUGUACAUCUUCAAGAAAUAGGAGGAAUUCCAUUUCAUAAGCAAUUCAUGUAGAUUCAUGUAGUCUUUUAGAUUCAUCCAUGUGUGCAAGAAUCAAAUUUGUGUAAAAAGUGGUUAACUUUGUUGAAGUAGUUAUAAGGUGUUUAAUCAUCA
Molecule: messenger RNA, 2685 nt
Organism: Solanum verrucosum
Lineage: Eukaryota; Viridiplantae; Streptophyta; Magnoliopsida; Solanales; Solanaceae
Product: BTB/POZ domain-containing protein NPY1
Exons: 4
Coding region: 726-2573 (615 amino acids)
Molecular function (GO): protein binding
Source: RefSeq, a predicted model, not a curated record